Messenger RNA from Alternaria ethzedia, 885 nucleotides. RefSeq lists its product as uncharacterized. The transcript has 3 exons. NCBI's taxonomy places the organism in Eukaryota, Fungi, Ascomycota, Dothideomycetes, Pleosporales, Pleosporaceae. The record is from RefSeq and is a predicted model, not a curated record. The coding region runs from base 1 to 885 and encodes 294 amino acids.
AUGUCUGACCUAUCACAUUGGCCCUUCGUGGUCAAGAGGCAAGAUCUCAAGAUGCUGCCAAGGUCGGAACGUUCCGAUCGGAACGAGGAUGUCAACCCAAGCGCUCGGGACUCCGCAAGGAAGUUGAAGCCUCCUGCAUGCGGUUUCCCUUGUCCGUCCACAAUCCUGCCAUACAACAUGGCGAAAUUUGCGCUCGAGGACUUUGACAAACACAUCGAGAACCUACGCGCGCAACUCCUGUUUCUCAAUGAGACGCUCGAUGCGACGGAUCACAAUGCCCCCGACUGGCUAGCUACGGACUUGAUCUCGCUGCGAAACAAGUCGGGAAGAUUGCAGGACGACAUGAAGAGAUUUAGAGACCAGCUCGAGGACGAAGGUCUGGCGGAAAAGAAGAAGGUCAAGACUUCAAACAAACGUCUUAGUAUCGAGGGCGCGAAACAUGCCUCUACUACACCAACUGGGCAACCCCCGAACUCCAACCCGCAUGCUAUAUCUCCUCUCGUGGAUCAAUCGCCCACACCACGCGCAAAACGAGCCAGAAUCGAAGACGACUACGUUGUUCAACAUGUUGAUGUCACCGAGGAAGUGAAUAGGCGGUUACAAGAGAGCCGUUUGCGGCGCCUGAUGCAAACGCCGAGCACAGCGCAGAAGCGGAAAUUCGAUGCAUACGAGGAUGGACCCAGGUCAGAUGGGCCGGCUGGGACAGAUGAAGAAGGGCAAAGAGGUGGACAAAGUGGGAGCGAGUACGAGAGAACCCCAACGAAGCGGCUGAGGAGUAGUGGAACCUUUGAGCAUCUAGGAAAUAGGACAGAGGACAGGCCAGGGAGGCAGAGUCCACGCUUUGAAGACAGAGUUGACGUGAAGAGGAGGAAGUUCCAACGAUAA